GUCAUUCGCAAACGUCAAUAACACGAAAGUUCGCAACAACAACAAUCAGUACAUUUUCUUCCCAGUUUGUACAAAACAUCAGUGAAUUUGUGCCACCCCCGGGAAGCGUCGGGAACUGCAAUGUUACUGCGGAAAAUCAACCACCACUAACCGAGAGAGAAAAGUGGAAAAAGAGGAGCAAAAUCGCCGAAAAAUUUCCUCACCGCUGGCAAUGUUUUGCGGUGCGGCAGCCAAGCUCAACUCUUUGGCAGGUGUUUUGCGACUUAGAAGCGGCCCCGUUGACAACGUCAACAAGUUUUCCGAGUGGAAAAGUGCUCUUCCCAGUAACAGCGGUAGUAACGCAACAGGAGCUGGCGGAGGAAAGCGGAAAAAGGGAAUUUUCCAGCAUCAGCAGCGGUCGUCGUCGUCAGCUAAUUGUUGUCAUCAGUUGCGGUGGUUCGAUCAAUAUUUGCCACUGCAGCAGAAGCAGCGACAACUGGGACAAAGAGUGAUAGUCAGUCACGGCGAACAAGUUUGUUCCAUCUCCACCCACUCAACCAUGGCCACCGGCAACGACGGCGCAGGACCAUCCGGAACGAGCACGCCCCCAAACACACGAACCGGCUGAUCAACGAAAAGUCGCCGUACCUGUUGCAGCACGCCCACAACCCCGUC
Culex quinquefasciatus (southern house mosquito) is the source of this 654-nucleotide messenger RNA. RefSeq lists its product as uncharacterized. The record is from RefSeq and is a predicted model, not a curated record. NCBI's taxonomy places the organism in Eukaryota, Metazoa, Arthropoda, Insecta, Diptera, Culicidae. The transcript is spliced from 2 exons. Bases 212 to 607 code for a protein of 131 amino acids.